AUGUUCGCGCAUUGCAGCAACCCGAUAUGGCGGGUCGACGACUUGUCUCCAUGCUUCCAGUCCGACUAUCUCCAGGCUCUCUUCCCUUUGCUGGCAUGUACGAUAUCUCUCUUGCUUCUACUUCACCAAUCGCUGUGGCAAAGGACGACUCGAUUUCACAACCGGCCUCGAGAUCUCCUGGUCGAUACUAGCGAGGAGGAGCACGAGUCUAGCGAUGAAGACGAUGAUAGCCUUGCUAGGCUGACGUUACAAAAGACAUAUUCGCAUGGGGGUCAUUCAACGAAGGAUGUGAACAAACCUACAGGAGAAGUUUUCAUGGUCACUUUUGAAUUCCUACUGCUAUCCGCACAACUUGCCGUAAACGUCGUUGGCGUGUUGAACACAUCGCACCGGAAGAGAAGAAGUUGGACAUCAGAGACCGCUGUGUGGACAUAUCUCCUGGUUAUCGCUGGGGCACGUCUGGUCUCAUCGACAACAAGGUGGCAAUCUCCUCUCAAGGGCCUCUGGAAUCACAGUUCAACGCUGUACAUCGUGCAAUGGCUUUGCCAAGUUUGGGUCUUCCGUUCAGUUCUUAUUCACCGCCCCGGACAACCUUCUCAGACCUUGACAAUCGUCUCCUUUGCCAUCACGUGUACGCUUGUCGUGCUUGCACUCACAGCUCGAAAAGGAAACAAAGGUGUUUUAUUGGAGUACGAGGAUGGCAUUGAACCGUCCCGGGAACCUCUCGCCAGCGUCCUGUCUCUGGCAACCUUUACUUGGGUCGACCCCAUCGUCUGGAAAGGCUUCAGGAAGACUCUGGAGCUUACUGAUGUCUGGAAUCUGGCUUUGGAAGACAAGGCAGAGACAGUACUAGCCCAGUUUCGCCAGAUUCGAAAAACCCAUUCGCUGGCCGUCCAACUACUCCUACACUUCAAGGCCCCGAUCUUGAUUCAAGGCGCAUGGUGCAUGCUGGCCAGCGUCUUCAUGUUUCUUCCAACUCUCCUUCUGAAAGCCGUUCUGGAAUACCUGGAAAACACAGACACAGUUCCCGUUAGUGCGGCGUGGCUGUGGGUCAUCCUUCUUUUCGCCACGGGAGCUGUACAGGCUGUCGGCGACGGUCAAGGCUUGUGGAUUGGUCGAAAAAUCUGCAUUCAGUUGCGUGCUAUCAUUAUCGGCGAAAUCUACUCAAAGACGUUAAGGCGAAAGGCGGCAGCGGCCGCUGAUGUCAAGCCUGAAGAAGAAACUCCUCGAAAGAAAGAAGGCCUCUGGAUGAAGAUCGGGUCACUGUGUAACGGAAGGGGUCGAAAACAGCAGAAUGAUGCAUCUGACGCCAGCACUAAGAAGACCAUCCGAACCCAAGCGAACAACGGCACGAUUAUCAACUUGAUGUCCAUCGAUUCCUUCAAGGUCGCUGAAGUCUGUGCUUAUCUACAUUUCCUCUGGGCUGCGGUGCCUGUGCAACUUGUUAUGGCUGUGAGCCUGCUAUACAAAGUUCUUGGCUACAGCUCUUUCGUUGGCAUAUUCGUGAUGAUACUUAUUCUGCCGCUCAACCUCUACAUCGCACAUUCCUUUCAAGCGGCCCAGAAACGAAUCAUGACAGCUACGGAUGGCAGAAUCCACGUUACGAAUGAAGUUCUCCAAAAUAUCAGAAUCAUCAAGUAUUUCGCCUGGGAACAGCGUUUCCAGAACAAUGUCAACGAGAAAAGACAUGUCGAGCUGUCUGCUUUGUGGCGCAAAUACGUGUUGUGGGCAUCUGCAGCUACCAUCUGGAGUGGUGUCCCGAUUCUAAUCACCUUCGUCUCUUUCCUCAUGUAUACUCGAGUCGAGAAGCGACCAUUGGUGCCGUCAGUCGCGUUCCCAGCCUUGUCAAUGUUCUCUCUGCUCCGCAUUCCAUUGGAUCAGCUUGCCGAUAUGGUGGCUCACGUUCAAGAAUCCAAGGUUUCUGUCGAUCGAGUUGAACAGUUUCUGGAGGAAGCAGAAACGGAAAAAUAUGUGCAAUUGCGGCAGAGCAGACGAAGAAGUCUACCGGUAACUCGCAUUGCGUUGGAAAAUGCCACCUUAACUUGGGGAAUAACCAAUGAAGAUGCAAGUGAGGCAUUCAGACUCAUCGACAUGAACGUUGAAUUCUCAAUAGGCCAACUGAACGUCAUUGCAGGACCGACGGGAGCCGGCAAGACCUCCUUGUUGAUGGCUCUGCUGGGCGAAAUGCAGUUACUCAGUGGUGCUGUCCACAUCCCAGGCGGAUCUGUACGACAAGAUCUACGCCCUGACCCUGUGACGGGGCUGACUGAGAGCGUGGCAUAUUGCGCACAGCAGGCGUGGCUGGUCAAUGCGACAAUCAAAGAAAACAUUCUCUUUGCUAGUCCCUACGAUGAAGAUCGCUACAAUGAGGUCAUCUCAAUCUGUGCUCUGGAACGCGAUCUAGAGAUACUUGAUGCUGGUGAUCAGACACUUGUCGGCGAGAAGGGGAUCACUUUAUCAGGAGGUCAAAAACAGAGAAUAUCGCUCGCCCGAGCAAUUUACUCGAAUUCAAAGCAUAUUCUUCUCGAUGACUGUCUCAGUGCCGUCGAUGCUCACACGGCCAAGCACAUCUUCGAAGAAGCUCUCACCGGCAACCUGAUGGGUCACCGGACUUGCAUCUUGGUCUCGCACAACGUGGCACUCACGGUCCCACUCGCGAGUAGGGUAGUGGUCCUGGACAACGGUAGAAUCGUGGCGCAAGGGACACCGCAAGAAAUUGUCGAAAGCGGCGCGCUUGGGGACGAACUGUUCAAGUCACGUCCUGUUUCAAGAACCAAUUCCCGACCGCCAUCUCGUACUCCAUCCAACCUGGAAGAGGAACGCUCACAUUUAUCUGGAAGUCACGCAAACGGUACAGCGACCCCGAACGGAAGGGGUACCAACAGAAGCAAAUCAAAGACGAAUAAGCCUGAGAAACCAUUUAUCGAUCAUCGGCUUGAAGCAAAAGCCACGGGAAGCGUGAAAUGGUCAACAGUACAAAUGUAUCUCAAGGCUAUGGGCCCUUGGUAUUACUGGAUCUUCGCUGCGUGGGGAUUCAUAGCAACACAACUGGGUUCCGUGGCGACCAAUCUGUGGAUCAGACAGUGGGCCAACGCCUACCAUGUUCGCGGCGCGCAUACGACACAUGCUGCAACAAAUGCCUUUCACCACGUAAAGUCGGUGGGAGCAACGUCGAAUUUUGGAGGUUCGUAUGUUCAAAUGCCGCAAACAGCGCCAACCUACAGCAUAUCCUGGGCUGUCCAGUCGUUAUAUGAUGUCGACGAUGGCUACUACCUUGGGAUAUAUGCUGUAAUUGGAGCUCUCUACGUCUUCAUUUGCUUCUCCCGAGAAAUCAUACUGUUCUGGGGAUCUCGUCGCGCUUCGUGGUGUCUGCAUGAAAGACUGUUGACCAGCAUUCUUCGCGCCAAAUUCCGCUUUUUCGAUUCAACGCCGCUGGGCCAACUCACCAAUCGUUUCUCUAAAGACAUCCAGGCUCUGGAUCAGGAAGUUGCUCCUGUGGCGAUUGGCAUGCUUCACAGCGCCGCCGCUGUCCUUACAAUUGUGGUGCUAAUCUCCGUCAUCACUCCGGGCUUCUUGAUCCCUGGUGUCUUCAUCACCAUCAUGUACGUGUUGACCGGUCUCCUCUACAUCCGCUCGUCACGCGACUUGAAACGAAUUGAGGCAGUCCAGCGGAGCCCCCUGUUCCAACAUUUUGGGGAGACGCUGAGCGGAGUGGUCACCAUUCGAGCCUACGGCGACGAGUCGAGAUUCAUCGAGGACAGCCAAUUGAAGGUCAACACACACAACCGCCCGUUCAUCUAUUUGUGGGCCACUAACAGAUGGCUCGCGUUUCGGAUUGACAUUGCUGGGGCAUUGGUUUCUUUCUUCUCCGCAAUGUUUGUGGUCCUUAAUGCUGGCCGCAUCGACCCUGGCGCUGCAGGACUGGCCCUCUCUUAUGCCAUUACCUUCACCCAAAAUGUUCUGUGGUUGGUGCGCCUCUACGCUGCCAAUGAACAGAACAUGAAUGCCGUGGAACGAAUACAGGAAUAUAUCAACGUCGACCAAGAAGCACCCGCGAAUAUCCCAGAGACCAAGCCCGCGGCAAAUUGGCCCAGCCAUGGCGUUGUCGAGUUCAUCGGAUAUAGCACGAGAUACCGCCCGGAUCUGGACCCUGUGCUGAAAAACGUGACUUUCAAGAUCGAAGCAGGACACAAAGUUGGUAUUGUUGGGAGGACAGGCGCAGGCAAGAGUUCACUCGCUCUGGCUUUGUUCAGAGGCUUGGAGGCGGAGGCAGGGAAGAUCUUGAUCGACGAUGUCGACAUCGGCCUUAUCGGGCUUCAAGACUUGCGUGAAGCCAUCACGAUCGUCCCCCAGGAUCCCACUCUCUUCUCCGGCACGCUAAGGACCAACCUGGACCCGUUUGAACUCUUCACCGAUGAAGAAAUCUUUACCGCACUGAGGCGAGUGCAGCUCAUUUCAGGCGCACAUAGCAGCUCGGAGCAAUCGGGGGCAACGACGCCACUUGAAGCGUCUAGCCGAUCACCAACAGUUCGAGAGGGUUCGAGUCCACCCCCAAGUCAUAUCUCCUUCUCUGCGAAGGGGACCAUGAAAUCGGACACCACUCUGGUCCAAGUCGCGAUCGACCGGAAGGAAAACAAAAACAUUUUCCGAGAUUUGUCGUCCCCAGUGGCCGAGUCAGGCUCGAAUCUGUCUCAGGGUCAGCGACAACUUUUGUGUCUAGCUCGAGCAUUGUUGAAGUCACCCAAGGUGCUGGUGAUGGACGAAGCGACAGCAUCGAUCGACUAUGCUACCGAUUCGAAGAUUCAAGACACACUACGAGAGCUUCAGAACAACACCAUUUUGACCAUCGCCCAUCGAUUGCAAACAAUCAUUGACUACGAUCGAGUAUUGGUGCUUGACCAUGGCGAGGUAGUGGAGUAUGCGGAUCCCUGGGAGCUGCUACAAAAGGAAGAUGGCCAUUUCAGAGCCAUGUGUGAGACCAGUGGCGACUUCGACUCGCUGCAUGAAUUGGCAAAGAAAGCGUGGCAGGAAAGGCGGUUGAUUGAUGAUUCUUGA
Molecule: messenger RNA, 5055 nt
Organism: Fonsecaea pedrosoi CBS 271.37
Lineage: Eukaryota; Fungi; Ascomycota; Eurotiomycetes; Chaetothyriales; Herpotrichiellaceae
Exons: 4
Coding region: 1-5055 (1684 amino acids)
Biological process (GO): transmembrane transport
Cellular component (GO): fungal-type vacuole membrane; fungal-type vacuole
Molecular function (GO): ATP binding; ABC-type peptide transporter activity; ATP hydrolysis activity
Source: RefSeq, a predicted model, not a curated record